This is a messenger RNA of Brassica napus (rape), 826 nucleotides long. Its product is annotated as KRR1 small subunit processome component. The transcript is spliced from 5 exons. Lineage: Eukaryota; Viridiplantae; Streptophyta; Magnoliopsida; Brassicales; Brassicaceae. The coding region runs from base 94 to 681 and encodes 195 amino acids. The record is from RefSeq and is a predicted model, not a curated record. Gene Ontology annotation, cellular component: small-subunit processome; nucleolus. Gene Ontology annotation, molecular function: RNA binding.
GGUAAUAUAAUUAAACCAAACAUAAAUGCUUUCUUAGAAGCCAUCUGUUUACAUAAACCCUACAUACAAGAAUACUAUUAACUAGCAUCGUCAAUGGCGGAGUAUAUCAACCAUUGGAGAAUCGAGAAGUUUGAUCCGGCAUGGAAUCCAACCGGUAUGCUCGAAGUCAGCUCCUUCUCCAGACGCUAUCCUCGCUACAUAGAGACUUAUCUUCAGGCGUGUUGGCAAAGUGUCAAAUCCGCUCUCAAGGAGUACGGAGUCUCCUGCAAGCUCAGCGUAGUUGAAGGUACUAUGACUGGUUCAACGACCAAGAAGACAAGAGAUCCUUACAUCAUUGUCAAAGCUAGGGAUUUGCUUAGGCUUCUCUCCAGAAGUGUCCCUGCUCCUCAGGCAAUCAAGAUUCUGAAAGAUGACAUGAGUUAUGAUAUCAUCAAUAUCCGAAAAAUGGUUCGUAAAAAGGAAAGAUUUGUUAGAAGAAGGCAGCGGCUUGUGGGUCCUGAUUAUUCUACAUUGAAGGCGCUGGAAACAUUAACCAACUGUUACAUUCUAGUUCAGGGAAAUACAGUAGCCGCGAUGGGUUCUUUUAAAGCUCUCAGAAAACUCAGAAGGAUUGUGGGAUACAUAGAGAGUACUAGUUGGGAUCCUUUGACAAUUAUAAAUGCUGAAUAUAAUAGGUUUUAGUACCUCUCUGUUGUGUAAAUGUUUAGAACUCCAUCCAGAGGUUUUUAUCUCAACCGGAAAGGAUCCAUAGUCAUUGUGUCAGAGUUUCCGGUUUGAGUGACUGCUUUGACGAAACUAAUAUUAUAUGUUGUGAUUUCGAGUCUAA